GACAAUGGAUAUGGAUUAGGUUAUCAGUGUUUUUCGUUCAGUUCGUGUACUCAUAGUGAGUACCGACCUAUCAUCUUCCUAGAAGCUGCAAUGGUCUACUUUAGCCAGUUACUUUUAUGGUUCAUGGUGUUCGUACUUUUCCCGGCAGUACCAGCAAUAGAGUGCAACACAGCACAAAUAUACGCAUUUCGGGCCCCAGGCAUCAACUAUUUCGCGAUAGAUUGUUCUGAUCCAAAUCAUGUCAGAAUUCAACACUAUAACGCCAAUCUCGCAGCACAGAGGUGGACGAUUCAAUGUGGAAGUACUACGAACUUGUUUUAUCUAGUUAAUGUUAUUAAUGGGUAUGUGUUGAAUGUAAAUCGUACAGCACCUCACUACGCUAUAGUGUCUGAAAAAGACGGUUCACUAUGGCAACAGUGGGAAAUCCCUUCGGACACUUUUGUCAAUGAGGCUAUAAGAAGUUCUCUGGCUAUUAAUGGUAGUUCCAGUACGGCCGGACCAGCACUUUUUCUUUCUACAGCUGCACAAAUUUGGGAAUUUAUAAAACUGUAAAACUGACUACAGAAUAUGUACAAGCAAUGUAUAGAACGAAAAAAAAAAAAAAGUAAAAUAUUGCAAGUAAGUGAUUUGAUCUUA
Molecule: messenger RNA, 636 nt
Organism: Zophobas morio
Lineage: Eukaryota; Metazoa; Arthropoda; Insecta; Coleoptera; Tenebrionidae
Exons: 3
Coding region: 91-552 (153 amino acids)
Source: RefSeq, a predicted model, not a curated record